AUGAGUGUCGAUCACCGCCACCGUCACAAACCCCCCCAGAGGAACAGCAACGCAGUGCAAGCAGCGGUGGGCAUGGACAUGGACCCCGUCGUCGGCCGCUUCGACGAUGGGCACGUCAAAGUCGAUAAAGUCCGAUGCCAUGCUAAAGCUGCCUUGAGCACGUCCCUCAUCCCUCCCUUACAUGCGGCGGCGAUCAUGAGCGGCCGGUGGCUUCCUGGUGGGAGAGAGGCGGUAGCUCCCGAGAACUGA
Trichoderma aggressivum f. europaeum is the source of this 249-nucleotide messenger RNA. RefSeq lists its product as uncharacterized. The coding region runs from base 1 to 249 and encodes 82 amino acids. NCBI's taxonomy places the organism in Eukaryota, Fungi, Ascomycota, Sordariomycetes, Hypocreales, Hypocreaceae. The record is from RefSeq and is a predicted model, not a curated record. The transcript has a single exon.